Guillardia theta CCMP2712 is the source of this 3087-nucleotide messenger RNA. RefSeq lists its product as hypothetical. Gene Ontology annotation, cellular component: membrane. The transcript is spliced from 19 exons. Gene Ontology annotation, biological process: transmembrane transport; potassium ion transport. Gene Ontology annotation, molecular function: monoatomic ion channel activity. The record is from RefSeq and is a predicted model, not a curated record. Lineage: Eukaryota; Cryptophyceae; Pyrenomonadales; Geminigeraceae. Bases 1 to 3087 code for a protein of 1028 amino acids.
AUGGUGAACUUUGUGAAGAGACGAAUCCGCAGAUUGCUGCAUGUUGCCACCAACCUCAGGUCAAGGCUGCACUAUUACAUCAAUGCAACGAGGUUCGGGGUUGCAAUGGACGUCAUGAACAUUCUUCUCUCGUUGGCGUCUGUGGUAUUGUACGUCACCACAACGUACUACGAUCAUCCCAUGGAUGUCCGAGAAACUUCCAUAAAGUUCGUUCAGACCUCGCAGAAUAUUCAAGAUGUCUUCCUCUACUUCUUUUUGACGGAGUUCGUCCUUCGCUUCUAUGCUGCUGAAAAUCGAUGGACCCACCUGCGGCAGGCGCUCACCAUCAUCGACAUUCUCACAGUCUUCCCUCCACUUCUCAUCCUGCUCGCGUCAAACGUCAUACAAACCUACGACGAGAUCACACAGAAGAAGGGAAUCACGACCGAGAUCAACGUCGCCAGCCAGCUAGGUUUCCUUCGAGUAGUCUGUCUGCUGCGAAUCCUCCGGGUCCUGAUCUUAUUAUCCCAAGAGAACGACAGCGAUGCAGAGAAUCCGGUAGACGGGAGUUCAGGGGUCUUCUUUCACAUGAUCAAAGUGCUGCUGACGUUCGGGAGCGUGAUGUUCUGCUUUGCUGGGCUCUUCAUGACGGUGGAGCAGAACUACAGACCUGACUUCAGGAUAUGGUUUCAUGACGCGCUCUACUUCACAGUCGUCACAGUAAGUUCAGUGGGAUACGGAGAUUUCUCACCAAAGUCUAUCCCCGGCAAGAUGCUGGUGAUGACGAUGAUUUGUUUUGCACUUGCGUUCGUCGGCGAUCAGCUCAAUGAAAUCAUGCGUCUGUUGUCCGUGGACUCUGUAUAUCACGUCGUAGUCUGUGGGAGUUUCAGCUACACGACUCUGAGCGACUUUCUUGAUGAGAUGUUCCACUCCGAUCAUGGCGAGAUGGCGAAGGUGAGGGAGCUGGAGUUUGCUGCCUUGUAUGUCAAGUAUCUCCAGGGAUCAGCAUUUGAGGAUCAUGACCUGAGCCGAGCUGACGCGAGAGGAGCGAAAUGUUUUUUCAUCCUCACCAACAAGGACACCGACGAUCCGAAGGCGGCUGAUCAGGUGCUCUGCACUGACGAGAUCAAGUUGAACCUGCUGGGCAAGAGCUGCAUCUGCCCAGGGUUCUCCACCAUGAUCAGCAACCUCAUCCGCUCCUCCAACGCUGAGCCCAAGGACAACAUGGAGACCUGGAUGCAGGAAUAUGUACAAAGUUGCGGCAAAGAGAUCUAUCGUGCCAAACUGUCUCCUUUCUUUGAGGGCAAGACAUUUGCAGAACUUGCAAAUAUGGUGUUCCUCCAUCUUGGCUGUACUGUGUUUGCCGUUGAGAUCGCUGACUCGAAAGGCGUAUCUCGCGUCGUUCUGUUCCCAGCACGUUGGGAGAUUCCAAGUGGGUCGACGUGGGUCUUCCUCAUCGGUGACGACAUCGAGGACGCGGUCAGACUCUCAACGUUCCGGCUGGUCGACGGAUGUCUGGAGCCGUUCGAGCACAUGAAGGAGAGGGAGGCUAUCGACAACCACAGGGAAGUUCAGGUGGCAGACGGCGACUUGUGCGAGCUCGCCUCAGUCACCAACGCGAGGAUGAUGAGGAAGUAUCAGUUCCUUGACACGCCCGUUGAGUUCGGAAGCAGCCCGGGGAGAGCGAGUGACCCCUGGGCAUGGAAGCACAGCGAAGAGAACAGACAGAACCAUGUGCUUCUGUGUGGAAACAUCAACUCCAUCCAGGAGUUUGUGAAGACGUUGCGAAGCAAGCACGUUGCUUCUCAAGCUAUCGUCAUCCUCUUCCCCGAAAUCCCUUCCCCCGUCUGGUGGCAGCACCUUGCUCACUUUCCCGACGUCUUCUUCGUUCAAGGUACCCCCCUCGACCAGCGUGACCUCGUCCGCGCUGGGGUCCUGGGGCUGGAUAAGGCCAUCAUCCUAUCAGGCGCAACUAGCGACGUUCGGACCAACGGCAAGCACGCCAAGAACAGCGAGGAGGAGGCGUUGUCAAGGCUCAUGGACGCUGAUAGCAUCUUCACCUACCGCUCUAUCCUGUCCAUCCAUCCCAACGCCAACAUCAUCUGUCAGAUCCGCAACAGCGACAACAUCAUGUUCUUGAUGCAGGAAGACCGUACUGACUCCGAGUCCGAGAUCACUCUGUGCCCUCCCUUCGCCGCCGGCCAUGUCUUCCUCAACUCGGUCAUCGACCGUCUCAUGUCUCAGUGCAUGUACAACGAGCAUCUCCUCCCCAUCCUCCGCGAGCUCGUCAUCAGCGGUGGGGUCGAUCAGUCCAGCUUCCUCGAGAAUGACGUCACCCCGUCAGUGCUCUACUCUCUCAUCGUCCCCUCGAGCUUCGAGGGCAAGACAUAUAAGGAGCUGUUCCAGUAUCUCGUCAGCAAGAGGUCCAGCCUCCCCCUGGGCCUCUACAGGAAGAAUCCCACCGAUGACGUCAGCCCCCGUCCCUACGUCAUCACCAACCCUGACGCUUCCUUGAUUGUCAACUCCGACGAUCGCAUGUUCACCCUCCUGUCUCCUGAGAACGCGUUCAACCCUCCUCUCGGCAUGCUCUCCAUCACUUCCAUUGAAGCCGUCCUCCCCCCGCGCCUCCCUGCUGGAACUGAGGGCGGAGGAGGGGAGGGAGAGGACGGCCUAGCAGCAGGGGAGGAGGAGAGGUGGGGAUGCUUCAUAACCAUCCAGUCACAGGGAGAGUCGCAAACUUCGCACCUCUGCAGGAACCUCACGAGCCCGCACUGGAACUUUCGGUCUGACUUCUUUGUUCUUGACAAGGAGGGCAGCAUCGAUCUCAGCGUGCAUGACAGCAAGGACGAAAAGGGGAGAAGCAUGCGCUUCGUGGGUGUAACCACCAUCUCCAUCCAGGACAUCAUCCAGGAGUUCUUGGCAGAGCAUGCCAAGUCAGGGCAGGGGAUCGAGGACAGGAUGAUCGAUCGCUGGUUCAAGCUGGAGGAGAGCAAGGCGGCUUUGAGCAGGCAGGGGAGGAAACGGAUCAUGCUUGACAAGGCCAGGUUGAGGCUUCAGCUGCGAUGGUUUCCGCGAGUUGCUGCAAGCGUUGAGGUCGAUCUACCUUGA